UCCGGUAGAACCGGUGCAUGUGGUCGUUGUCGUUGGUUUAGGUUGGUUUGCGGGGAAUCUGAUCACGCAAAACAACGCAAAAAUGGUCGUGGAACCUGCCCUAGCACGAGUUAUCAGCAGAGCCAAACAACUUGACGAGCUAGUUGCGAGCUUGAAAGCUCAGUUACAGUCUCUUCGAGCUCUGAAGGCCGACCAAUAUGUACAAGCUGAGUCUUCACGUUUGCGCAAAGAGAACGAAGUAUUGCGACAAGAAGUUGAGGUUUGGAAGAAUCGUCUCAUUCAGGCAGAAAUUAGAAACGGGAUUGAACAAAUUCCGCCUCCAUCUGCAAUCAAAAAAUCGCAGGAUGCAGCCGUUGCAAAACCUGAGCCUCCAGUAGCGAUCGCCGGUGGGGGCGACGAACAAAAAGGGCAAGCAAAGAAGAGAGCCAACGCAGAGAAGAAGGCGAACCCUCCAGCAAAAAAGGAAAAGGGUGAAGAGAAGAAGAAACCUGCAGAUGACAGCGAUGACAAGGCUGUAGACAUUGCACGCCUGGAUCUUCGCAUCGGUCGCAUCAUUUCGGCUGCCAAACACCCAGAUGCAGACGCGCUCUACGUAGAACAAGUCGAUGUGGGAGAAGAAAAACCACGCACAGUUGUUUCAGGGCUCGUCAAGUUUGUACCACUUGAGGAGUUACAGGGUCGUCUUGCCGUCCUACUCUGUAACCUCAAGCCAGCGAAAAUGCGAGGCGUUACAUCUGAGGCUAUGGUCAUGUGUGCUAGCACACCGGAGAAGGUUGAAGUCUUGGAGCCACCCCCUGGUUCCGAACCGGGAGACAGGGUGCACUGUGUUGAGUACCCUGGCCAGCCCGACGUGCAGCUGAAUCCAAAAAAGAAAAUAUUUGAGCAGGUAGCCCCAGAUCUAAAGACAAACAGUGAUAAAGUAGCCACCUACAAGGGAGCCACGUGGAGAGUUCAAGGCAAGGAAGGGUACAUUGUAGCUGCCUCACUUGCUGGUGUCCAGAUUAAAUGAAAGUAUGUCGACAUGUAUUGAUAUAAAUGCUAUACCAAUGAAAUAAACAGUUUAUAUUGGGA
Ornithodoros turicata is the source of this 1071-nucleotide messenger RNA. It is a transcript of the gene AIMP1, whose product is annotated as aminoacyl tRNA synthase complex-interacting multifunctional protein 1-like. Gene Ontology annotation, molecular function: tRNA binding. The transcript has a single exon. Bases 83 to 1009 code for a protein of 308 amino acids. Lineage: Eukaryota; Metazoa; Arthropoda; Arachnida; Ixodida; Argasidae. The record is from RefSeq and is a predicted model, not a curated record.